AUGGGGAGCCGGGAUAGCGAGUCACUCACUGCAGCUCCAGCCUCAGUGCAAGAGUCCUGGGCCGGAAGCUCGGAAGCUUUGUGCCGCUGCUGUGAGAGUCUCCGCUCCGAAUUCACCCUGGUGAUCGGCAUGGACCAGUUGUUAAUAGAUGGCAAGCUUGCUUCAAUUGGUGGGAAGUGCCAAGUUGACUUACAAUGUGCAGCAAAUAACAAGGCGCACAGAACCAUUGAGAUCAGCGAGAAGCGUCUGUUUCUCAGAAGGGGACAAAGCUUCGAUAUUAACGUGAUCUUCAAAGAUGGAUUCAAUCCUCAAAAUGAACGGCUAGAACUAGCUGUGACAAACGGUACUGAGCUAAGGACCUUAAAGGGGCUUAAAUAUAUAAAUAUGAUGCAUUUACACGCAUGUCCAAAAUAUUCCAAAAUAGUGUUUCCCUUUAGAGAUGAAUUAAAUGAAAGAAGAUGGAGUGGAGUAAUUAAGUCUUUCACCAAAAAUGAAUUAAGCCUGACCAUCACAUCAUCGCCAAGAGCCAUCAUUGGUCGCUACUCCUUCAGUCUGCAGCGUGAAUAUAUGGACAUAUCCUACUUCCUUGGAAACUUUGUUCUACUCUUCAAUCCAUGGUGUGCAGGGGAUGAAGUUUAUCUCAACAGUGAUGUUCAGAGAAAUGAAUAUGUGCUGAAUGAAACUGGGACUAUUUACUAUGGUGGUAGUGACUACAUUUGUGAAAGAGAGUGGAACUUUGGACAGUUUGAAGAAGAUAUUUUGGACAUCUGCCUGAAUCUAUUGGAUAAUGCUCUUCUGUUUACAUUUCUCGAACUGUGUCUGCCAUGCCCCACCACCGCCGCGGCCCCAUCAUCACGAGGCCUCACCACCGCGGUCUCGUUGCCUCUUGGAACCUUGGCCAGGGCCUCGCGUGUAGAAGCCCAGGUCGGACAAAGCGGCAGAGGGCACCCACGGCUGGGCACCAUGGAGGCCGUGAAGUGGGCUCGGUCGCUCAGGUGCUCGCCUGCUCGCCUGCUUGGCACCACGGAGGUGAAUAGCGCCAAUGACCAAGGAGUUCUCCAGGGUAGAUGGAGUAGCCCAUAUACUGGUGGAGUGUAUCCAGGGAAAUGGAAUGGAAGUAUUGCCAUUCUUCGCCAAUGGCAAAAAAGUAAUUUCAAACCAGUCCGCUACGGGCAGUGCUGGGUGUUUGCAGCAGUGACUUGCACAGUUUUAAGGUCCUUGGGUAUUCCUACCCGUGUAGUCACCAACUUUGACUCUGCUCAUGAUACCGAUGCAAACCUGACCAUUGAUAACUACUAUAAUGUUGAAGGGGACGACAUAGGAGGGUCAAGUGAUAGUGUUUGGAAUUUUCACGUUUGGAAUGAGAGUUGGAUGGCCCGAGAUGAUUUGGUCCCAGGAUAUGAUGGUUGGCAAGUUGUGGAUGCAACACCACAGGAGGAAAGUGACGGUAAUGACCUAAUUAGAAUUCAGGCAUAUUGUAUGCAUUACGAAAGGUACAAUGACAGAGGGAGAGGGGCUCAGGGUCAGUGAGAUGGGGUGGCACACAUAGUACCCCAUGACCUGAGGGAGGGCAGAGCCAGCACCGCCAUUCAAUGUGUUCAUGGCUGAUCAUCUCCAAUCAGUACCCCGUUCCUGUCUUCUCCCCAUAUCCUCUGACUCCGCUAUUUCUAAGAGCCCUGUCUAACUCUCUCUUCAAAGUAUCCAGAGAACCAGCCUCCACCACCCUCUGAGGCAGAGAAUUCCAAAGACACACAACUAUCUGUGAGAAAAAGUCUCCGUUCUAAAUGGCUUACCUCUUAUUCUUAAACUGUGGCCUCUGGUUCUGAACUCCCAAAACAUCGGGAACAUGUUUCCUGCCUCUAGCGUGUCCAAACCCCUAAUAAUCUUACAUGUUUCGAUAAGAUCCCCUCUUAUCCUACUAAACUCCAGCGUAUACAAGCCCAGCCUCUCCAUUCUCUCAGCAUAUGACAGUCCCGCCAUCCCGCGAAUUAAUCUUGUAAACCUACGCUGUGCUCCCUCAAUAGCAAGAAUGUCCUUCCUCAAAUUAGGGGACCAAAACUGCACACAAUACUGCAGGUGUGGUCUCACUAGGGCCCCAUACAACUGCAGAAGGACCUCUUUGCUCCUAUACUCAACUCCUCUUGUUAUAAAGGCCAACAUGCCAUUCGCUUUCUUCACCGACCUGCAGUGGAUACCAAUUGGACAAGACAGCACAUAGCAAUUGUACAACAUGAUCAAAUAUGGAAAGAUCGCGAUAAACUAGAAACCAGCUUAACAAUUCGAUCAUCCCAUUUAAUGUAGACAUGUGGAAAACUGUGUGAUAAGGCAUAUCCAUAAGCAAUGUCAAUUUGAUCAUUUUGUUCAACGGGUCAACACAAAGGUGAAGGAAUUGGGGACACUGAUAGAUCACUGAAGACUUCAAAUGAAUAAUGACACCAAAGCAAUCUUGGACAUGAUCACGGCAGUAACCUGGCACCACCUUGUUUCUAUUUGUAGAGAGAAUAAAUAUAUAAUAAACGGUAAACAUUUGAACUUCUGAGCAGAGAACACAGAUGCAGGUUGUUUACGUUCGUACUGAGAGACCUCGAGGCUGUUCUCCUAAUCCUCGGGGUUUCACCAAAGUAUGCCAAUGGGAGAUCAUUAUAGUCUUUGUCUGCAGAUGCAAAAUGCCUGUCAGUGAAUUGAACACCAAUUUAUAAUACACCCUAUUUUACGUAGAUACAUAAAUAAAUAGAAAAUAGGUCAUUCGGCCCUUCGAGCCAGCACUGCCAUUCAAUGUGAUCAUGGCUGAUCAUUCACAAUCAGUACCCCGUUCCUGUCUUCUCCCCAUAUCCCUUGAUUCCGCUAGCCCUAAGAGCUCUAUCUAUCUCUCUUUUGGAAUACAUCAGUGAGUCGGCCUCCACUGCCUUCUGAGGCAGAACAUUCCACAAAUUCACAACUUGCAAGUAACAACACAACAUACAGUAAACAAUUAAGAAUAAAACAUAAAACAUUAAAAUAUUUGCAGGGAGAAUAUGCACUCAAAUAUAGACUUUUGGCUUUCUUGACCAUUCACUUGCGUCCUUGUGUCUAUGCUCAAAGUUUAAAUCAAAACGAUAAACGUUUCCUCAAAUCUGACACCAAAACACACUGGCAUUUGCAGGGAUUCCCUAUUAACACACACCAAGUCCUGGAACGCUUUCUUCCAGUUUUUAAGUUGAUGGGAAAAUUACAGGAAUCUAUUGUACAUUUCAGAACCAUACUGUUGUUACUACUCCUGAAUGCCAUCAUUGUUCCAGAGUGACUUGCAAACCAAAAAUGUCUGCAUUAUCAGAGCGUUAUGAGACAAUAUUAAAAGUCAAAUUUAACUGGAUGAAAUCUUCAUUAGAUAUCUUUUAAAGUAGUGCUCAUGCAUUAUCCACACAAUGUUUCCAACUAUUCCCAGUCACCUCAUGAAACCCGUGCUGUCGUCGCCGAUGAACUGGAAUCUGACAACUUGCAUUCAUUUUCCAGACACACUUUAUUUACUUGUACACAGGGAGAGCAGCACAGACCCAGUUACCGUACUACUCUAAAAAUCUGCGUGGCAGGGUCAACUUUUGGCGCUUGACAGAUUUUGACCCUUGAAAUCGUGGGCAUGCUCUAAUUUCUUAUCACCAAUCGCAAUACAUUCUUAAAACAACUAUUAUCUCAUAAAUGCUAUUCAAACUUUUAUUUAUAUUUAAUUUUAGUAAGGAUACCUAAGCACCUUGUGCUGUACGCCAAAGGUUGCCUAUCAGGAACCUUAUGCUGUACAGCUACCUUAACUUUUGUCAUACUGGUGUUUCCAGAGUCACCUACUCCAAUGAACUGUAAGCAGAUUUCCCACAGGUUGUGGUCUCUUAAGAGAGUGGCAAUGAACCUGCUUCUUUAUGUGUCUCUUCUGCCUCUCCUGCCUCUGACAUGUACAUGUGGCUAGUUCAGACAUGGUCUCAGCAUCCCUCAGCACCAGCCAGAAGAUAAUCCCUUCUUUUACUGUAAAGAGAGUCAGGAUUCUAAGGCCCAAGGACAAAUUCACCAAGAUAUUUGGCUGCAUAAUCCCGUAGAAUAAGACUAGGAGCCUAAGCAAGCAUGUAAAUUGAUAAAGAUAAAUUGUAAAACUUCAAGAAGACAGAAAAAAAGGGAUAGGGUGGGUAGAGUGCCUAGAAAUACAUAAAGACCUCUAGAUGUUUUAUAAUAAUUCUGUGUUAAAGAAGGGUAACACUGAGCAUGUGUAAAUUACACGUUCUGCAGUCUACAUCAGCUGGAUCCUGUUCUCUGUUGUAAUAGGGCAAAUGGGAAGUGAAUGGUCUGUGAGAUUUGUAAAACCAUCUGGGGAGAAGGAAACUCCUAAGGUGAUUGCUAUGGUAAACGGAACAUCAAAAGGAAAUGCUGUAUUUUAGUAGAUGGAUCUUUGUUUGUUGAACUAUCUGCUAUAUUGUUCCAAGUAUU
Messenger RNA from Leucoraja erinaceus (little skate), 4449 nucleotides. Its product is annotated as protein-glutamine gamma-glutamyltransferase E-like. The transcript is spliced from 10 exons. Bases 1 to 1530 code for a protein of 509 amino acids. Lineage: Eukaryota; Metazoa; Chordata; Chondrichthyes; Rajiformes; Rajidae. The record is from RefSeq and is a predicted model, not a curated record. Gene Ontology annotation, molecular function: protein-glutamine gamma-glutamyltransferase activity. Gene Ontology annotation, biological process: peptide cross-linking.